This is a messenger RNA of Myripristis murdjan (pinecone soldierfish), 2870 nucleotides long. RefSeq names its product palmitoyltransferase ZDHHC3-like. The transcript has 7 exons. The record is from RefSeq and is a predicted model, not a curated record. Gene Ontology annotation, molecular function: palmitoyltransferase activity. Lineage: Eukaryota; Metazoa; Chordata; Actinopteri; Holocentriformes; Holocentridae. Bases 251 to 1192 code for a protein of 313 amino acids.
UUGGAGAGAGGGGGAGCCACGGCCAGCAGCCAAACCCGACGAAGGCUGCUCAUCUCUCACCAGGAAUGACUCGGGAUAUGUGUUAGCCAAGCUGAUGUAACAUCGGCCAUACUUUCCCAGGUGUGUGCAGCUUUCCAUCUGACGGCAAGGAGACUGACGAGGAUGGGAAAACAGCAUGCGGUGACUGAGACUGAAUCCUGAGGGCACAGCGGGUUCACUGGCAGCGGCAGGCAGCUCGCGUGGAUGAAGGAUGAAGAGCCCGGUGCACAGAUGCAGGGACGUGGAGCACGGGCGUGGACAGGCCGGGGCCGGAGGCGGGGCCGGCUCUGCCUUCCUACAGGCUGAGCAGCGCAUCCCUAUCUCCAAAGACAUCAUCACCUCCUCCUCUGCCUCCGCCAUGUGGUUCAUCAGGGACGCCUGUGGCAUCGUGUGUGCCGUCAUCACCUGGCUGCUGGUGUUGUACGCUGAGUUCGUGGUGCUGUUUGUAAUGCUGCUCCCCUCCAAGAACCUGACCUACAGCAUUGUGAACGGGACUCUGUUCAACAGUCUGGCCUUCCUCGCCCUCGCCUCACACUUCAGGGCCAUGUGCACUGACCCUGGGGCUGUGCCAAAAGGGAACGCCACUAAGGAAUACAUAGAGAGCCUUCAGCUGAAACCGGGACAGGUGGUCUACAAAUGUCCAAAGUGCUGCAGCAUCAAGCCUGACCGAGCACAUCACUGCAGCGUUUGCAAGCGCUGCAUACGGAAGAUGGAUCACCACUGCCCGUGGGUCAACAAUUGUGUUGGGGAGAACAACCAAAAGUACUUUGUGCUUUUCACAAUGUACAUUGCACUCAUCUCUCUCCACGCUCUGGUCAUGGUGGUCUUCCAUUUCCUCUACUGCUUUGAAGAUGAUUGGACAAAGUGCAGUUCCUUCUCUCCUCCAGCAACAGUCAUCCUCCUCAUCCUACUGUGCUUUGAGAGUCUCCUCUUCCUCAUCUUCACCUCUGUGAUGUUCGGCACCCAGGUCCACUCCAUCUGUACCGACGAGACCGGCAUAGAGCAGUUGAAAAAGGAAGAGAGAAGAUGGGCUAAAAAAACUAAGUGGAUGAACAUGAGGGCGGUGUUCGGACACCCUUUCUCCAUAUUGUGGUUUAGCCCCUUCUCCACCCCUGACCAUGGGAAGGCUGAGACCUACCAGUAUGUGGUGUGAGAGCUGAGCGCAGGGAACCAGCCAGCCGGGUCAAAACCAAACUGGGCGGGGAGAACAGAGGUUUACCUGCGUCCCUCCAGACCCCAGCCCAGCCCAGCUGAGCUCAGCUAUGGCAGCCCUUUUGCCCCCAGUGCUGAACGUGAUUGUACUGUAACUCCCACACUAACCAUGGACACCUUUUUCAUCAUCUGCUUUUUGUGUUGCCAGCAAAUUGCACUCUACUUUGAUUUUCAUUUUUGCCUUGAACGAGCCGAGUUGCAGAGAAAAAGAAACACUGUCAGCUUGUGAAUCCUGUUAGCGAAACACUCUGUGAUUAAUGUUUUCUUUCCUGAGCUACUUUUUUUUUCUGUUUCUUGUAACAGAAAGCCUUCUCCUUGUCCUUUGUUUACUCUUGCUUUCCCUCAAGUCUUCCUCUUGUCAGUCAGGUGCCACUCUGUACUAUGUUCCAGACUUUGACAAAGUAAUCAUUUCAAAUUGCAUCACAUGCUUAAAGUGUAAUACCUUUCAACCUGUCUUUACCGGCUUAUGAAUAACAGACUGAAAAUUGUAGGUUAGUGACACAUUCAAAACGAUCCUGCAUUUUGCUCGAGUCUGGAACAUUGUCUCUGAUUCUUUUCUGAUACAUGCUUGACACGAACAAAGCCACUGUUGGAUGAGAUUUACAAACAAAAACAAAAAAAACAAGCCAGGAUGUUAUUUUUUCACUUUACAGAAUCAGUCCCUCAAUUGCCAGCUUGCUUUGGUCGUGGCAGGUCUUAACCACACAUGUUCUUGUAAGUGCUUAGCGUCAAAAUGAAACGGUUUCAAUCUGGUGCAAUGAAGGUAAUUAACAAGUUUGGUUUGUCAUCUGUCAAGAACAAAGGCAGGUGGUAGAAUUUGUUGGCAGAAUUCACUGUGCUUAGUGAGGCUGUCAGCAGAAAGAUUGUAACAUAUUUUUUGGGGCGCACAUGAAGGUUUGGCCUCAAUGUUAACACCAUUGCUUUCUGUGUGUCUGCAUGAACACUUGACAUCGAAGCCCCCGUGUUCCAGGCCAGUGAUUAACCAUGACAGUAUGUGGUGUCAACUCGUGCCAAAUUUAGUCAGUCUUUCAAUUAUGUUUGCGAGGGAAAGGUUUGACAUAAGAUUCUCCAAAAAGGACACUGUUUUAUAUUCACCUUUUCUUUGCCGGAGAAGAUGUUGAGCUCUGUGUCGAGUCAAAGGGAACCAGCCUAUAAAAAUGUAUGAAUUUGCCUGGCACACAGCUGAUUAUACAGCAGCAGGAUCAUACCUGGACUGUGUCUGCACUAUAACAAAUCAUGUUGAAGCAUUUAACAAACUAUUAACAAACUCAACUGUCGCCAUUCACACUACCAGGAGUAAUAGUUGCAAUUUGCACUUUGUGUGUCAUUUCUGUUGAAGCUUUUAUCCUGUGUGAACUGCUCUCUGUUCUGCAGCGUGCAUUUUAUUAUUCUCUUUGUUUACAUGGUAUUGUAUGUAUCCUUUUGUUAUCUGAAUGCAUGGUACAGGUGAAGGCUAGCUUAGUAUUGUAGGUGAAACACUGCUGGUAUGCUGGUGCCAAGUCUUGCUGGUGAGAGUGAUGUGGAAGAUGUUUUUUAACAGAAAUUUUAAGUCUUUCUAAAUAUUCUGAAGGUAUUUCAGCACAUGCGCAGAGAAUAAAUACUUCUCAGUUGCAAUGCAA